AUGCAACAAUAUCCACUCACCUCCUCUGCACAUUCGGGCUCUUCAACUGUGGGCUCCUCAACGGUCCCACAAUUUGUGGUGAUCUAUGACCAAAUGCAACAGUCAUGGAAGCACCCGGUGGUGCACUACGUCUUUGAAGAUGAGCCUUUCCCCUUAAUAGAUCAAAAGGAUCGGUGCGUUUUAAUAGACCUCAAGGAAGACGGUGAAAGUGUAGCCGACUGUCAUUCUUUAAGUCACACUUUUCAAGUGACCAAUUGUAAGGUCAGUCUAACACCGCAAAUGAGUACGACGGGGCAAGGUGGCAAGGAACCCUCUUCUGCAACAGGAGCUUCUGGCACCGGUCGUACCACCUUUGUCAACACCCUCUGUGGUAGCGAAGUCUUAUCCAAGAAAUUAUGUGAUAAUCCCGAAGCUGCUAACGUGGAGGAAGGUAUUCGCAUCAAACCUGUGACUGUCGAGUUGGAAGAAGACGGGGUCAGAAUUGCUCUAACUAUAGUAGAUACUCCUGGUUUCGGGGACAAUAUUGACAAUGAAUUUUGCUUCCAAGAAAUUAUGGGCUACUUAGAAAGACAAUAUGAUGAUAUUCUCGCGGAAGAGUCAAGAAUUAAACGUAAUCCACGGUUUCGGGACAAUCGUGUUCAUGCUCUUCUUUAUUUCAUCACUCCCACAGGUCAUUCCCUUCGUGAAAUUGAUAUUGAACUAAUGAAGCGCCUUAGUCCACGCGUAAAUGUAAUUCCUGUUAUUGGCAAAGCCGAUACGUGCACACCCACCGAAUUGGCAGAAUUCAAAAAAAGGAUCAUGGAGGACAUCGACCAUUAUAAUAUCCCAAUCUACAAUUUUCCGUUUGACGUAGAAGAAGAUGAUGAAGAGACUGUUGAAGAAAAUAGCGAAUUAAGGGCCCUUCUACCUUUUGCAAUUGUUGGGAGCGAGGAAGAAAUAAACGUGAACGGAAGGUCUGUUCGAGGUCGACAAUACCCGUGGGGUGUGGUCGAAGAUCUGAAAGAAAUUACCCACGACUUCUUAUAUGAGAAUUACCGUACCGAGAAACUUAGUCGAAGCGCAGACAGUACUUCUGUCGAGGAUUCUGCCAUCUUGCCAGAAGACCUCGCCACUCAAAGUGUGCGGUUGAAGGAAGAGCAACUGAAACGGGAGGAGGAGAAGUUGAGAGAAAUUGAAUUAAAGGUCCAACGUGAAAUCUCCGAAAAGAGGCAAGAACUCUUGGCUAAGGAGGAAGCUUUGAGGAAUUUGGAAGCUCGUUUAGCACAGGCUCAAGAAUCUUCUAAUUAA
Molecule: messenger RNA, 1287 nt
Organism: Acaulospora colombiana
Lineage: Eukaryota; Fungi; Glomeromycota; Glomeromycetes; Diversisporales; Acaulosporaceae
Source: the annotation of a GenBank genome assembly